AUGGUGCAAACAACAAACCGACAUACUGCCGCGAAUUUGAAGGAGGAAAUUUUAAAAUGUCUUGAAGAAUAUAAUAUUCGUAUAAACCAAAUUUAUUCAUAUACCACCGACAAUGCAGCCAGUGUAUUAAAGCUGUCGAGAUUAUUGCAAGGAGUGCAUCACGAUAUUAUAGACAAUGAGAUGGUCGACAUUGACGUUGCCGAGUGCAAUCUGGUUGAAUCGAAUGUCGCGUCGGUUUUUUCCGUUGUGCGUUGCGUAGCACAUGCAAUUCAAUUAGCGGCUGAUGAUGUAAUAAAAACACUCGAAAACGACAUUGAAGAAUGUAGAAUAAUAGCUAAGAAAGUUCGAACCUUAGUGACAUCGGAAAACGAUGAAAUCAGGUUACCAUGCUUAGAUGUCAUAACAAGAUGGAAUUCAACUUACAAUAUGAUAUGCGAAAUUCUUUCGCUUAAAGAAUUCAUUGAAAACUUGGACAAUUAUAACAGCUUUGACAUAAAUUGGAUAUUCAUCCAAAAUUUUGUAAUGGCAUUUGCGCCAUUGGCAAAAUGCACUUUAAAACUUCAAAAGGAACAAUAUAUAUUGGGAGACUUUCUUCGCGAUUGGCUAGCAUGCGAGUUGGAAUUGGAAGAAUUAGCUUCUCUAAACCAAUACGCAUUAGCUCUCCUAAAUGCGAUGAGGAACAUAAAAGAUAUACUUUUGAAGCAUGAUGCCUUUGCAGCCGCAAUAUAUCUUGAUCCGCGCUAUAAUAUCAAUGGUACACCUUUUCUUACUGAAGAUUGUAAGAAACGCGCAAUGGAUCAUUUGCUUAAAGUAUAUGAAAUGGUGAAGCAUUUGGAGAGUGAUUCGUAUGAGCAGGAAUUUAUUAAAUGUUCCAAUUCAUCAAGUUCCAGUUCCCAAGACGACAUUCCCACUUCGUCAGCGAGUGCUUACGAUAAGCUGGAUCUUCACGUCCAAAAUUUAAUGAACACACAAAAGUUAUCAUCUCAAGGCCUGGCAGCGAGCACUAAACUGAAACUAAUGAGACGUUGUGAAGGAGAAAGAUUGUCCUUUGGUACCAAUAUACUUGAGUACACCGCUGCGGAAGAGAUAUUUUUUGAGUUAUGUCUGCGAAAUGUCACUGCUUCAUCAGUCGCAACUCUUGGGUAA
Rhagoletis pomonella (apple maggot) is the source of this 1146-nucleotide messenger RNA. RefSeq lists its product as uncharacterized. The record is from RefSeq and is a predicted model, not a curated record. The coding region runs from base 1 to 1146 and encodes 381 amino acids. The transcript has 3 exons. NCBI's taxonomy places the organism in Eukaryota, Metazoa, Arthropoda, Insecta, Diptera, Tephritidae.